Messenger RNA from Carassius auratus (goldfish), 5676 nucleotides. RefSeq lists its product as uncharacterized. NCBI's taxonomy places the organism in Eukaryota, Metazoa, Chordata, Actinopteri, Cypriniformes, Cyprinidae. Gene Ontology annotation, molecular function: cysteine-type peptidase activity. The record is from RefSeq and is a predicted model, not a curated record. Gene Ontology annotation, biological process: proteolysis. The transcript is spliced from 19 exons. The coding region runs from base 1279 to 4656 and encodes 1125 amino acids.
AAAAAAAUGUUAUGAUGUUUUUGGACAAAAAAAAAAAAAAAAAAAAAAAGAAUAAAUUAGUAACUUUAGCUCCAAGUUAUAUUUGACAAGGAGGAUUAGCAGACUAAAUCUGCACAGAGGACUGUGGGGUUAAUUCAAAAAUGCAAAUGUAUAAUUGAGCCAUGGCAGAUAGGCAUGCACCAUGGAUUGAUUUUGUGGCUUUUUAAAACAAAUAUGCAUGUCCAUUUAAUUUAGAACCUGCACCUUCACCACCUUCGGAAAGGUAAGUAUUACAUUAAUUUGACACGUUUUUAACUGAUUAACAAUAAUACAAAUAUAAUAUAUUUGUGGUUUGCCUAAAACCUUUGCAUGACUUUUCAAUUUAUUUUUAAAGUCAAGAAGAAUUUCGAAAAGCCUGGAUCAAAUAUUGCAAAGCAUUGGCAAAUUUGCUAAACCUGGGGCCAGAAUUAAGGACUACAGUGUUUAUAAUGAAGCUGAGUUAUGGAAAGAUGUCUGCAAAGACUUGGAAGUUCCCAACACAUUGGUGAAUCGACUAAAAAUUUUUAAAACCACUGCACAUCUUUGGAAGGGUUCCUGGGAGAAUCUGACUACAGCUUUAAAGGAUGACAGUGCUGAGGAACAGUCUGAAUCUUCAUGUGAAAAGGUGGUAAACUUUAAAAAAUGUAAUGGUUAAAAAUGGGAAUUUAAUAUUUCAUUGAGGGAGUGAUUAUAGGCAGACAUGGAUAUAUCAUUAAAAUCAUUAUCUGUACAGCAUGAACUUCCACAAGGCUGCAGGUUUUUAGAUUUUAGAAUUUACUUAGUUUGUAGUUGUUAUAUUAAGAGGCAUGCACCAAAUCAGAUAUUGCAUAAUGUAAAUUAAACACCCUUUGCACACUGUAUUGGCCUAACAUUGUAGUAUACAAAUUUUUCCUCUGUACAUAUAAGUGGUCUCCUCAGGUUAGUCCUGAUGCUACAGUUGACAGCAACACUGAGUAUGAGGCCAAGGAUGCUGUGGAGGCCGAGUCUCCUUCAGUUAAGCCUACUGAAAGACAGGAUUGUAGUCAAGCAUCAGAAACAUCUUCUGAAAAUAGUAGUCCAGCUGAUCUCUUUUUUUGGCAUAAGCUGCCAACAGAACCAUGUUUUUUUUUUAUUGACACUAAGGAGUGGAGAGAUCUGAGAAAACGACAGGUCGGACAUCAGUUUAAAGACUUGCAUUGGACAAACGUAAUCUCAAAAGGAAUACAAUCUGUCCAUCCAUACUGCAGCAUUGCUUUUAAAAGGCACACAGUGAAAAAUAAAAUGUCCAAAAAAAAGGGACCAGUAUUUCAGUGCCUAGGUUACUGCACAUUUUCAGAUUGUCCCGUUUGUGUGGAGGUAACUGUAAAGGAUGAAAGUACCCUUAAGGCCUGGGUGACACUUCAGGGAGAGGUGGUGUGUCACAGUAUGGAUGAAUUGAGAAGGCGACCCGUACGGGCUGAUAACAGAGAAAUAUUUGCAAAACAACUGGAAUCAGUGCUUCCAAGAGCCUUACAUUUGCAGUGUCUGGACAAAAUACCACCUGAGGUUUUUGAGUCAGGAUGUAGAGACCAGGCACCUACAGCAGCUGUACUCAAAAACAUUGCCUUCAACACACGGAAGAAAUGCAGAAGGCAUGAAAAUGAAAUCCUAAGUCUGGAAAAAAUGGUGGAGGACAAAACAGAUGAUGAAAAUGAAGUUCUUCAAAAGGUGCUCUUGCACCCAAGAGGAGUAAUGUUGUGGUCCAAAAACACAAUAAGACUUUUCCAUCAACGAUGCAGGGAUGACAUUGUGUAUCUCGACGCCACAGGAAGCAUUGUUAAAAGACCACAAGGAAAAUCUGCUCCUUUUUAUGUGUAUGAGCUGGUGGUGAGGAAUCCUACCAAAGGAGGCUCCCCUAUACCUGUUGCAACAUACGUCACCUGCCAACACACCACUGCAUCAGUGUUAUUUUUUAUGGAGUCAUUUCAAACAGAUUACUACAAGUUGUUUGGGAGGAAAUCUGUGAGGAGGCCUGUGAUGAUUAUGUGCGAUGGGUCACUUGUUCUGAUGCAAGUUGUUGCCUACAGUUUUUGCAAACUUCCUUUGGAUGGCUUGAUCAAUAUGUACUAUGACAUUGUCACAGGACAGUUGAAAGAUGUUAUCAAACUGCCAAUUCUUCAUCGCUGCCUGAGCCACAUAAUGAAGAAUGCUAAAGUGUUCUGCAGGAAACAUUCCCCCAAACACUACAGGCUGUCUAUGCAUCUUUUUGGCCUCUUGACAAGUGCUGCCACACUGAUGGAAAUGGAUGACAUAAUUACCAGCAUGACAGUACUGUUCUCAAGCCCACAGAGUGGUGAAAACGUGGAAAAACACUUCCAAAAUCUUCAGAACUGCAUGCAAACAAUCAGCUUUUAUGAAGGAAGUGACCAUGCAGAAAAUGACUUGGAGAUCACCUCUGGACCCACAACAUUUCAGAGUCAUUUUGAGGAAAUAGUGGCAAAUGCACCUGUAGAUGAAAAGGGGGAGCCAAAUGAGUAUUAUUCACGUACAUUCAUGCCAAACCUGGUCAAAUACUUCCUACCUCAGGCACCUUUGUGGUCUGGUCUCAUGCUGGGUGAUCUUGGUCGCCAUGGAAAAGGACCUGCCUACAAAAGUUUGUCCAAGUUUUAUAUGCGUUGCAGUCAGUUAGCCACACAAAACUACACUGAGGACAACAAGACACAAGGCAUAAUGGAAAAAAGCCAAUGGGAUCUGAAAAAAAUUAGAUUCCAGAGACGCCGUCUAACAAGACUUGAUGACUUUGUACAGAUUUAUCAACAUACUCAUAAUGCUCUCUUAAAAGAGUUCUCUGACUCUACACGCAAGAGAAAAACUUACAGGGUAAAUGUUGAACGCUGGAGAGAAAGGAAGCCUUCCAAAAAAGGCAUCUAUGUGUCGCCAAUUAAAAAGGCUUUUCCAUUCAAGACAGCCAAAGUGGCUGCAGUUAAAGUCCGCCAGAAGCCAGUGGAAGGACAGAAGACAGUCUCUGACCCCAGUGUGGCUGGAAACAAGCCAGAUAAGGCUGCAGUUAAAGUCCGCCAGAAGCCAGUGGAAGGACAGAAGACAGUCUCUGACCCCAGUGUGGCUGGAAACAAGCCAGAUAAGGCUGCAGUUAAAGUCCGCCAGAAGCCAGUGGAAGGACAGAAGACAGUUUCUGACCCCAGUGUGGCUGGAAACAAGCCAGAUAAGGCUGCAGUUAAAGUCCGCCAGAAGCCAGUGGAAGGACAGAAGACAGUCUCUGACCCCAGUGUGGCUGGAAACAAGCCAGAUAAGGCUGCAGUUAAAGUCCGCCAGAAGCCAGUGGAAGGACAGAAGACAGUCUCUGACCCCAGUGUGGCUGGAAACAAGCCAGAUAAGGCUGCAGUUAAAGUCCGCCAGAAGCCAGUGGAAGGACAGAAGACAGUCUCUGACCCCAGUGUGGCUGGAAACAAGCCAGAUAAGGCUGCAGUUAAAGUCCGCCAGAAGCCAGUGGAAGGACAGAAGACAGUCUCUGACCCCAGUGUGGCUGGAAACAAGCCAGAUAAGGCUGCAGUUAAAGUCCGCCAGAAGCCAGUGGAAGGACAGAAGACAGUCUCUGACCCCAGUGUGGCUGGAAACAAGCCAGAUAAGGCUGCAGUUAAAGUCCGCCAGAAGCCAGUGGAAGGACAGAAGACAGUCUCUGACCCCAGUGUGACUGGAAACAAGCCAGAUAAGGCUGCAGUUAAAGUCCGCCAGAAGCCAGUGGAAGGACAGAAGACAGUCUCUGACCCCAGUUUGACUGGAAACAAGCCAGAUAAGGAACUUUUACAGAAAACUGACAUUCUCCCAAGCAAACAUGGCAGUACAAAAAAAUCUAUUAACAAGAAUUAUGGUCCACGCUGGCAAGGAGCAGACCCCUCCAAAAAUAUCUCAGUAAAAAGACUAAAAAUUAAUCCACAGGCCCCAAAAGGUAGCAAAAUGACUGCCUUACUCCAUCCACACCAUUGGCUUAGCAGUGAUGACAUUGAUUUUGCAUCUUACUUGCUUGCAAAUGAGUACCCACACAUCGAUGGCUUUCAGUCAACUCUUUUAUUCAGUGUUUUACAUAAUGGAGGUGUUGUGGGUACUCCAAGCGGGCAGUUUGUACAAAUUCUACACACUGGGGGCAACCACUGGGUAACUGCUAGCAACCUGUUUUGCCCAAAAAAUCAGGUUUGCAUAUACGACAGUCUAUCAACCGUGAUGUACAACAAAGAAAAACAAAUCCUGUCUUGGUUGCUUAGGCCAGUGGAAGACCAAUUUUUGGUUACUUACCCUGUUGUCCAACAACAGUCAAAUUCUAGCAACUGUGGCUUGUUUGCAAUAGCAUUUGCUUUUGUAUUAUGCUGUAACCUGAGGCCAGAAAACUGCCAGUUCCGCGAGGGUAGAUUGAGAGCAGAACUUGUAUCUUCUUUCCAGAAGGGACGAAUGCUUUUCAAAACAGAGCCAAGACUUAACAAGGCAAAAUCCACACAAACACUUGUGAAUGUGUACUGCUUAUGCAGGACUGCACACUGCAAUGAAGUCAUGGUUGAAUGUACUUCAUGCAAGAGGUGGUAUCAUCCGAACUGUGCACAGAUACCCCAAAAUGCAAUUACUGGGGAUGAUGACUGGCACUGCCCCAAUUGUACUGGCAAAAUCUAAGCCAAUGUGGGAAGUAAAAUGUGUGUAUGGGAAGUAUGGUUCAUUACUAUUUACAUUACUAUUUACUAUAUACAUUGCUUUACAUGUUUAAAUUGUUAUUGUUUCAGUAGUAUUUAAAUUGUUUUCAAUUCAUUUUAAUAUAGCCAUGUAAAGUUAAGUUUUGCAAAUGUCAAGUGUGAAGUAAUUUUAUUAGUAAUUUAAGUAUUUUACAAUUUUCAUUAUAUGCACAGUCUCAGGGAUACAUCUUUUUAUUUAUGUUUGUGAAUGUCUGUUUUUUCUGUUUAAACAGUUUGUGAAGUCAGUUGCACUUGUUAGUGUAGUUAAUUUUUUAUGUUAAAUAAAAUAAAAUGGCUUCAAUACACAAAUUGUUUUUUUUAUAUAUAUAUAUAUAUCCUACAGUAUCUCACUAGAUAUAUGAAAGAUAUAAAGCAAACUACACUUUCUAACAAAAAUUUUAAAUGAAUCACUUGGUCUUAAAACUUCAUUUUCAGAAAUAAACGUACAAUUUCUUGUGAUAAACAGGCUGAAUGAAACUAUGAAUGUUGUUUAUUAGAAAUGCUCUAAGGUGUUAAGGUAAAACAGAAGAUCUCUACUGUAGUUGUAUUAUGAAUUUUAGUUGAAAGGAAACAUGAAAACAAUCAGUCAACUGUCUGUAAAUGGCUUAGUCCAGACUUAAAGCUUUUUAUGUUUUUCAAAAUUGUGCAUGAUUUAAUUAUUUAGAAAACUGUAAAAGCAAUCAAUUGACAGAAUAAGAAAACCUAUGAAGGAACUAAUUUUAUGAGUGUUUGAAAAUGGGACAUGGUGUGAAAGUGCUUAUGUACUUAGAUGCUUGGGGUGAGUUUGGCUUUAGUUUUCUCCAAAACUAUACAGUAGAAACAUGAAAAUUAAAACAUUAACGGUCAGAGUGACUGUGAAUAGGAAUAAACUAAAAGAAAGAGCAAACCUAUAAAGCAAAGAUUUUUAUUAGUGCAUACAGUAAUGGUCAUAUUGACUGUAAACAGAAAUAAACUGGAAGAACAA